This is a messenger RNA of Paramacrobiotus metropolitanus, 1914 nucleotides long. Its product is annotated as putative dimethylaniline monooxygenase [N-oxide-forming] 6. Gene Ontology annotation, molecular function: NADP binding; flavin adenine dinucleotide binding; N,N-dimethylaniline monooxygenase activity. Lineage: Eukaryota; Metazoa; Tardigrada; Eutardigrada; Parachela; Macrobiotidae. The transcript has 2 exons. Bases 248 to 1633 code for a protein of 461 amino acids. The record is from RefSeq and is a predicted model, not a curated record.
UAAGAUUCUUCUUGUCGCUACCGGCAAAAUGCACUUUUUACUGAAUUAUAACAUCUAUUCCACUGUACAUGUUGUACCGUAGCCGUUAAAUACAGAAUUUGCCGGCUAUUUUGCAUGAUACAAUUUUUUGAAUAUUCUCCUCACUUUAUUAAUUCAAAAAAAAUUUUUUUGUUAUUUAUUAACCCAAAAAACAUUUUUAAUUUUUUUUACAUUUAUUUCAUUAAUUUUCUAGUUUUUUUAUUCUGAAAUGCCGGAAAAGUGUCGCGUGGCGGUGUUGGGCGCCGGCGCCAGCGGUCUGGCCCAGCUGCGCGCCUUCGAAGCGGCCCGGCGCGCCGGCAUCCCCGCCGACACCCUCCCGGACGUGGUCUGCUACGAGAAGCAGAGCGACUGGGGCGGCAUCUGGAACUACACGUGGCGCACGGGAUUAGACGAAUUCGGCGAACCGGUCCACUCCAGCAUGUACAGAUACCUGUGGUCUAACGCGCCCAAGGAGUGCCUGGAGUUUGCAGACUACACGUUUCUCGAGCACUUCGGGAAGGCCCUUCCCUCGUUCCCGCCGCGGGUGGUGCUGUGGGAUUAUAUUACCGGAAGGUUAAAGAAGAGCGAUGUGAGGAAGUAUAUUUGUUUUUGCACGGUGGUCCGGUGGGUGGAGUUCGAUGAGGAGAGACAGAAGUUCCGGGUGACGGUGAAGGAUUUGAAGGGGGAUGUGACGCGGACGGAGGAGUUUGACUGGGUGGUGGUGGCCACGGGCCAUUUUUCCGUUCCACAUUUUCCGGUUUAUCCAGGGAUGGAUAAGUUUCCCGGGCGCAUCCUGCAUUCGCACGACUUCCGGGACGCGGCGGAAUUCGCUGGUAAAAACGUGAUGGUUAUUGGGCGCAGCUACUCGGCCGAAGACAUCGCUGUGCAGUGCCACAAGUACGGCGCGGCCUCCGUUAUCAUCAGCUCCCGUCGCGGCCCCUUCGGCUUCGACUGGCCCCCCGGCAUCACCGAACGCCCGCUCCUGCGGGAGCUCCAAGGGAAGACCGCCCACUUCCGGGACGGGAGCACCGCGGAGGUGGACGUCAUCAUCCUGGCCACGGGCUUCCAACACCACUUCCCCUUCCUCCCGGACACCCUCCGCCUGCAGACCGCUAACCUCUUUUACCCGCCCAACCUCUACAAGGGAAUAUUCUGGAACAACAACCCGCGCCUGAUCUAUCUGGGGAUGCAGGACCAGUGCUUCACCUUCCCGCUCUUUGACGCGCAGGCGUGGUACGCGCGGGACGUCAUCCUGGGACGGAUCACCCUCCCGGGGCGGGAGGAACGCGGGCGGGACGCGGCGCCGUGGCGGGAGAGGGAAGCGGCGUGGACGCCGGCGCAGAAGGACGAGGGGAUAAUGAUCCACUUCCAGGGGGAGUACGUGCAGGACCUCCUGGACGCCACGGACUAUCCCAAGUUCGACGUGCAGGCCAUGGUGCGGACCUUCGAGGACUGGGAGCACCAGAAGGUGGGAAAGGGAGGCAUCCUGACCUACCGGGAUAAAGCCUACAAGUCUUUGAUCACCGGGUGUAUGGCGCCGGAACACCACACCAAGUGGAUGGAGGAGCGCGAUGAUUCCUUUGAUAACUUCAUCCAUGGCCCAGCAAAAAACUAGGCAUGCCGGCUUCCGCUUCCUAACAUGCAGCUCAUUACUGUAGCCGCGCGUCCGAUCGGGGGCAGGCAGCGCCCGGAUCUAAAAGUGGUGCAAACUUAUCGCGCGGCUACAGUAAAUAAGCUAGUUUUUUUAUGGUAUGUUUAUUUACGAAUUGUUGCCGUCAAUUUUACAACAUAAGACUGACCUGAGUCACGCAGCUUAAAGGUCACAACUGGAAAAAAGAAACUUGAGGAAACUUCAGGAGGCCUAAGGAAACUUUAAAAAUUCCGAAUACAGCAAUA